Messenger RNA from Eurytemora carolleeae, 2875 nucleotides. Its product is annotated as ubiquitin carboxyl-terminal hydrolase 15. Gene Ontology annotation, biological process: protein deubiquitination. NCBI's taxonomy places the organism in Eukaryota, Metazoa, Arthropoda, Copepoda, Calanoida, Temoridae. Gene Ontology annotation, molecular function: cysteine-type deubiquitinase activity. The record is from RefSeq and is a predicted model, not a curated record. The annotation marks the transcript as partial. The transcript has 17 exons.
AGGGAGUAUGGUUUGUUUGUGAAGCACUGCAGGGUCGAGGUAUAUCUAACCGAGCUUUGUCUAGCUCUGAACUCAGAUCCAGAGAAUAAAAUCAAAAUGAAGUUUAGCAAAGCGGACACCAUAGCAUACAUCAUGAAUGAAAUGAGACGAGAGUUCAAUAUACCAGAAACAGCAGAGUGCAGAGUCUGGAGUAAAUACACUUCAUGUUAUGAACUUAUAGAAGGAUUAUCAUCUACAUAUCAGGAGUCCGGUUUAUACCCGGGGCAGACAUUAAUACUUGAGGUUAAGGGUGAGGAUGGGGAAUGGCCUAGAGAUAAAAUAAGUCCGAUUCCUAUUGAAGCAAAGACGACAGAGAAAAUUAAAAUUCCCUCUCCACCACCUGCAGUCAGUCUCCUGAAAGAAAACGGUUCCACCACUGUACAGACAAAUAAAUCAUUUAAUUCUAUAAAUGGAUCCUCUAGCUCCUCUAGCUACCAGGACGGAGUUGAAGCAGAAGACGGAGUACCAGGGCUCUGUGGUUUAUCUAACCUAGGAAAUACAUGUUUUAUGAAUUCUAUUCUACAGGGUUUAUCGAAUACCCCGGCAAUAGCUGAAUAUUUUGAGAAUGAUAACUAUGAGGAAGAUAUUAAUGAAGAGAACCCUCUCGGUAUGAAGGGAGAGAUUGCAAGGGCAUUCGGUCAACUUAUCAAGGAUAUAUGGAGCGGAAGAUACAAGUAUGUUGUUCCCCGAAACUUCAAGACGGUUGUAGGACGGUUUGCUCCACAGUUCAGUGGAUAUCAACAGCAGGAUAGUCAGGAGCUACUAACAUUCCUUCUAGAUGGACUACACGAGGACCUUAAUAGAAUAAAGAAGAAACCGUAUGUUGAGAUGGGAGACACCACAGACAGGGACGAUAGGGAGAUUGCCAGGGAGGCCUGGGAGAACUACAAGAGACGAAAUGAUUCGGUUAUUCUAGAUAUAUUUCAUGGUCUACUCAAGAGUACACUAGUCUGUCCACAAUGCAAUAAGAUCUCUGUAACUUUCGACCCAACCUGUUAUCUCUCCCUUCCAUUACCAGUUAAAAAAGAGCGUGAAAUUGAGGUAUUUUUUGUAUCCUUGACUCCGUCCCUGGCUCCAGUUCAGUACAAAGUGAGUUGUCCCAAGGACGGAUAUAUCUCUGACCUGGAUACUGCCUUGAGGCAUCUGGUUCAGAUCCCCGAACAGAAUAAACUAGUCAUUGCAGAUCUAUACAAUCACAGAUUUCACAAGCUUUACACUGGCGGGGACCCUCUCUCCAAUAUUCUAGAAAAAGAUGAUAUUUUUGUUUACGAAGUGUCGGACCCAGAAGACAGUAAUCAGGUUGUAGUCCCCGUGUAUCUACGGACCCGGAGAUCAGGUUCAGGAUAUUCCCCUUCAACUCUUUUCGGUCAACCUUUCCUCGUCACUGUACCCAGCGCAGUAACAGAGGAGGCUCUCUACGAUCUGCUUCUAGACAGAAUGUCCAGGUAUGUAUCGAGACCAAGUCCUGAGGACCAGUGGUGGAAGGAGACCAAGGAAGAAAAGGGUGAGAAGAUGGAGGUUAACGGAGAUUCAUUGUCAGAAAACUGUGAUUUACCCUCCAGCAGUGGAGCAGGGGGCAGUGCCGCCCAGUCCCCGGCCACUGACGAAUCACCGACCAGUGAGAUCAGCAAUGGUCUAAACAUACAGGAGGAGGAGGAGGAGGAGGAGGAUGAAAAUGAGGGAAUACAAAACGGACGAAUGUUUUCUUUCUCCGUGAUCAACAACUACGGAAACGCUCAAAUCCGCGACGGAAUCUGCGACGACGACGGACUAAUCAGACUUGAGCGGAAAAACUUUCUCGGUCUGGAUUGGCACUUGAAGGCCAAGGCCAAGUUCUUUAACGAAAAGGCAGCCGAGGAUUUCAGCCAAGAUGCGUCGAUGCAUACACCUACGAAGAAACAGAAGGUUGAUCUGAAAGAGUGUCUAAAGCUGUACACAAGCCAAGAGAAGCUGGGAGCUGAUGACGCCUGGUAUUGCCCUAAAUGUAAGGAGCACCAGCAGGCAACCAAGAAAUUUGAUCUGUGGAUGCUGCCUGAGAUACUGAUAAUAAGUCUGAAAAGAUUCUCGUAUAAUAGAUAUUGGAGAGAUAAGAUUGAUGUUCCUGUUCAAUUCCCAGUGCAGGUAUUUAUACAGACAGUCUCUUUUACUCAUACUGCGUAUGGUAAGAACCGAGCCACCGGGAAAUGGUAUUAUUUCGAUGAUGCUCGAGUAACCGAGGCUAAGGAGUCUGAUGUUGUGUCAAAGGCUGCGUACGUCCUAUUCUAUCAACGCAGAUCGACGAAUAGCGUUGCUACCCAUCGAAACAUUCCCGCCGCGGCGGGAAGCAGCAAAGCAGCGGGCUUUACAAACGGGACCAACGGUGUGUCAAGUAGUGACGAAGAUAUGGAGAUUAAUUGAAAAGAUUCGAUUAAAUCAAUUUCUGUUUUAUUUAUUCCUGAAAAGGUCUUCUUCUUGACUUGUCCUAGAUCAAGUGUACUCAAGUCCAAUUCUGUUCAUAGAAAAAAAAAACUAUCCCGAGAAAAGACUUGGUUUUUAUUAUUUUCCCCGAUUAAGAAUAUUCCAGAAUUCUAGAUAAAUGAAUUAGAAUAUUCCUGAUAUCUAGGUAUAGAAAGUAGAAUAUUCAUGAUUUUUAGGUAAAGAAGUAUUCCUGAUUUCUGGGGAAUAAACUUGAAUAUUCCUCAUUUUGUUUAAACAAUUAACUGAAAUAUUCCUGAUUUCAGGAAUCACCGCCCCUACCCCCUUCUUCCUGUCCAAACUUGUUUUUUCUUUAAUUUUGUAUCAUUGAUAUAUAUAAAAUUGAUUGUGAAAAAUAUAAAGCUUUGCUUUUUAUUAGAAA